Molecule: messenger RNA, 1236 nt
Organism: Exophiala bonariae
Lineage: Eukaryota; Fungi; Ascomycota; Eurotiomycetes; Chaetothyriales; Herpotrichiellaceae
Exons: 4
Coding region: 1-1236 (411 amino acids)
Biological process (GO): L-tyrosine catabolic process; L-phenylalanine catabolic process; homogentisate catabolic process
Molecular function (GO): fumarylacetoacetase activity
Source: RefSeq, a predicted model, not a curated record
AUGGCAUCCUGGUUGCACGUGGCGGACGAUUCAGAUUUCUCGCUACGAAAUUUGCCAUAUGGGGUUUUCAGCACUGCCGAUUCUGGUCCACGAAUUGGUGUUGCCAUCGGAGAGUAUGCUCUAGAUCUGAGGGUGCUCGCCCAGGAGCACGUGUUCGACGACCUUGACUUCAGCGUCGCCACCCUGGAGGAAGCGACGCUGAAUGCUUAUGCAGAACUUGGAAGGAGCGUCCAUGGAAAGGUCAGGAGGAAGUUACAGCAGUUAUUGGAGGAGAGUACUCAACUAGGAGAUGUGCUGCGAGACAACCAGGAGCGCCGGACAAAAUGCCUUGUCCCGUUAGAUAGUGUUUCCAUGCACCUCCCUGUGGUGGUUGGGGAUUACACGGACUUCUUCAUAGGUAUCCAUCAUGCCAACAAUUGUGCGGAUUUCUUGAAGCCUGGUUCGGAUAUCACAGGGUUGAUACCUGGGUUUUGGGACACACCCACAGCAUACCAUGGCCGCUCCUCAUCCGUCAUUGUCUCAGGCACUCCUGUGCGUAGACCUAAAGGUCAGUAUCGAGAAUAUGGGAAAGCGGUAUCGACACUCUGUCAAAAACUCGACUUUGAGGUCGAAUUUGCGGCGAUUAUUGGACAAGGCAAUCAAAUGGGAGACGCCAUCGACGUUGACCGUGCAGAGGAUCACAUCUUUGGGUUCGUGAUGCUAAAUGAUUGGUCUGCACGAGACUUUCAGAAAAAUGAACCCAGCGCUCCUUUCAGUUGCAAAAAUUUCGCGACUUCGAUCUCCCCAUGGAUCGUCCCUUUCGAAGCCCUUGAGCCUUUUCGCAUUCCUCCCACAGAAGCUGGGAAAGAGGUCAACUCGGCGUAUGAAAUUCCGAUCAGAGCAACGCUCGAGAGUAACUCGGAAAGAUACCAAGUGGCGGAGUGCAACACCAAAUUCGUUGUCUUCUCCUUCGCUCAAAUGAUUGCUCACCACACUCGUGGCGGGUGCCCACUAAGACCAGGCGACAUUCUGGCUACUGGUACAAUGUCUGGACCAACCCGUCAGGAGCUAGGCUGCUUUCUCGAGCACUCCCAACCCUAUGAAAUGGUUGCGAGUGGGUCAAAUGGGGGCAAGAUAAUUCGAACCUUUCUCGAAGAUGGGGAUGUGGUCGAAUUCACUGCCCAUAUUCAGCCCAAAGACGGGGUUGGCAAUGUUGGCUUCGGACUCCUUAGUGGUCAGGUGUUGCCUGGGAAUUGA